GAGCCUCGUUCCCAGGCGCCUGGAGCCCGGCGGGCAUUGACGUCAAGCGCCGGCGGAGCGCUGCCUACAGACGGUUGACCUGGGCCCUCCUCCACACCCCCUUCCUUCUUCGCCUCCUCCCUCUUUCCUGCACGGGGGCUCGGGCUCACUAUAAAAGGUGGGAGCGCGUGGUGCCCCAGCAACGACGAGUUUCAGAACCAUGGAGAGCGCCCGCGUGAGGCUGCUGCCCCUCCUGGGCGCCGCCCUGCUGCUGAUGCUACCUCUGUUGGGUACCCGUGCCCAGGAGGACGCCGAGCUCCAGCCCCGAGCCCUGGACAUCUACUCUGCCGUGGAUGAUGUCUCCCACGAGAAGGAGCUGAUCGAAGCGCUGCAAGAAGUCUUGAAGAAGCUCAAGAGUAAACGUAUUCCCAUCUAUGAGAAGAAGUAUGGCCAAGUCCCCAUGUGUGACGCCGGUGAGCAGUGUGCAGUGAGGAAAGGGGCAAGGAUCGGGAAGCUGUGUGACUGUCCCCGAGGAACCUCCUGCAAUUCCUUCCUCCUGAAGUGCUUAUGAAGGGGCGUCCAUUCUCCUCCAUACAUCCCCAUCCCUCUACUUUCCCCAGAGGACCACACCUUCCUCCCUGGAGUUUGGCUUAAGCAACAGAUAAAGUUUUUAUUUUCCUCUGAAGGGAAAGGGCUCUUUUCCUGCUGUUUCAAAAAUAAAAGAACACAUUAGAUGUUACUGUGUGAAGAAUAAUGCCUUGUAUGGUGUUGAUACGUGUGUGAAGUAUUCUUAUUUUAUUUGUCUGACAAACUCUUGUGUACCUUUGUGUAAAGAAGGGAAGCUUUGUUUGAAAAUUGUAUUUUUGUAUGUGGCAUGGCAGAAUGAAAAUUAGAUCUAGCUAAUCUCGGUAGAUGUCAUUACAACCUGGAAAAUAAAUCACCCUAAGUGACACAAAUUGAAGCAUGUACAAAUUAUACAUAAUAAAGUGUUUUUAAUAAUU
Messenger RNA from Gorilla gorilla gorilla (western lowland gorilla), 980 nucleotides. It is a transcript of the gene CARTPT, whose product is annotated as CART prepropeptide. Lineage: Eukaryota; Metazoa; Chordata; Mammalia; Primates; Hominidae. The record is from RefSeq and is a predicted model, not a curated record. The transcript is spliced from 3 exons. Bases 200 to 550 code for a protein of 116 amino acids. Gene Ontology annotation, molecular function: neuropeptide hormone activity. Gene Ontology annotation, biological process: positive regulation of MAPK cascade; G protein-coupled receptor signaling pathway; adult feeding behavior.